AUGGCCACCACCCUGGAGCAAGCCCUGGCCUCCAGCAUUGCCAACUUCCACGAGCGCUCGGCGAAGGAGGGUGACGAGUACCAGCUAAGCAAGGGCGAGCUGAAGGAGCCGCUCAGCUUCAAGGUGGUGAGCAUGGGGACGGAACAACUGGAUGAGCGCAGCUUCUGGGUGCUGCUGAAGGACCUGGAGGACAAGGACAACAUGAUGGACUUCAAGGAGUACAUGGUCUUCCUAGACUGCCUCAGCAUGUUCUGCAAUGACUUCUGUGCUAAGGCUCCUGGCCCUCUUUGCUCUCCAGCUGCAAUUCACCCAGCAGUUGCUGCGCCCCGAAAAGCGCCGGGGCUGCAGUUGCCCCUCUGCGGCAUCGCGGACCUAUUUGGGCAGGGUGGGGGGGGACGGAGCCCCGUUGCCACCCCGAGCCCGCCCUGA
Messenger RNA from Gavia stellata (red-throated loon), 429 nucleotides. Its product is annotated as protein S100-A2-like. NCBI's taxonomy places the organism in Eukaryota, Metazoa, Chordata, Aves, Gaviiformes, Gaviidae. Bases 1 to 429 code for a protein of 142 amino acids. The record is from RefSeq and is a predicted model, not a curated record. The transcript is spliced from 3 exons.